Messenger RNA from Cadophora gregata, 896 nucleotides. RefSeq lists its product as uncharacterized. The transcript has a single exon. The record is from RefSeq and is a predicted model, not a curated record. Lineage: Eukaryota; Fungi; Ascomycota; Leotiomycetes; Helotiales; Ploettnerulaceae. Bases 111 to 698 code for a protein of 195 amino acids.
CCAGUCUUCAUCAAAGGCUGCGGGCAUGAAACAUUCAAAUUCCCCUCCAUUAAUUCAAUACUCAAAUCCUAGUCCCCCCUCAUCAACCCUCAUAAACAUUAAAACGCAUAAUGGCCGAACCUACUCCAACACCCAUCACCCCAACACCCAAAACUCCAUGGUGGAAACGCCAACUCGCGAAUCUGAAGCUCAAGCUCAAGACAAAGAACGCGCAAAAAGAAAAGGAGAAGCAAAGGCUGAUUCCCCCUUCAGCAUCACCAUCAUCAUCACUAUCUCCAUUCCCAGCUUUCUCAGCUACCGACGUCACUCUCAGCCCUCUUUUAACCCCCACGACUCAACUAACUCCCACGUCAAACGGAACUAACGCUCAAGCAAUGACAAGAAAACCCGUCCCUCAAAGCCCUGGAAAUAGAGAGGUAUCACAAACGAGUCAAGAAGCCAAGCCCAAUGUCGAUACCCAUAAUCCCAAGAACGAAAAUCAAGAAGAAGACUGGGAACUAACAAGCUCGAGUUCAAGUCGUACGAACAAUGUGGAUGACAUGCCCAACGAGAGGGUUCCGCAAAUCGAGAUCUCAAUACCAGUGCUGGCGCCAGAGCCAGAGCCAGAACGAGUCCCAGGAGCAGGAUCGGAGUUAGACCCACAACGAAAAUCAAGCGCAAAAUCAAGCGCAAAAACGAGCACAAGAGAGUCGGUAUAGUGCACCGUCACGGUGGACGCUGAAUGGUGUGAAUUAGAGGGGGGAGAAUGACUCAGUGGCGAUGAGGAGGAAAGGAUGUCUGGGUGGGAUGAGUUCUGAAUAGGGAGGGGUUUGCUGUGUGAGUGUGGAGGGUGUGCGAGGAUUAAAGGGAGAAGAUACCUAGCUUCGGGUGGGCAGAUGUAUGAGAAGAAGGGAUGG